Molecule: messenger RNA, 804 nt
Organism: Manis pentadactyla (Chinese pangolin)
Lineage: Eukaryota; Metazoa; Chordata; Mammalia; Pholidota; Manidae
Gene: C4H1orf162
Product: chromosome 4 C1orf162 homolog
Exons: 6
Coding region: 135-539 (134 amino acids)
Source: RefSeq, a predicted model, not a curated record
UUGAUGGUGGUGGUGGCAGUAAUCAUUAUUUCGUCACUUCUGAAAAAUAGGAGUAGAAACAGAAGCAAGUGAAAAGUUCAGUCAGAGGCAAUGGCAUCUUAUGACAGGACUUUUUCUUAAAAGGGGCAGACAGCAUGGGAAAAGGUACUUCCAAACCUGAACCCAACAAUGACAAACACUCCAUGACAACCCCAGUUGUUACCUCUGCACACUGCCUCUCUGAGCACUCCAACAAACAGUACUUGGUCUUAGCCUUUUUUGCUGGGGUUCUACUGACCCUGCUGCUGAUGGCCCUUGUCUUCUUCAUCAUCAAGAGCUGCAGAAAAUGUCACUCCAGGCCCUCAGCCCUAGCUCCUGAUUCAGAGCCUCCAGCUAAGCUUUCAUCUCCAGAGGAGACACUCACCUAUGCCAGCAUGGCUUUUGAACUUUCAGAAGAAAAUCAUAAUCACUGUACUGUGAACCAUUCUGAGGACUCAGACCAUGUUGUCUAUGAUCAAGUUAAAGUGACCAGCUCACCCUCCCUUUUCAAUGAGGCUUGAAUCCAGUUCUUCACAGCUCAGCUCCAUCUUUAUACAUCACUUAACCUUUCAACAAAUCUUGGACCACAACCUGGUGAAACGACAGUUGGGGUUGUUCGGCUGUGAUCUGGCAAUGCUGGUCGGCAGUUUUGAAAACCUGUUCCAAGUGCGCAGCACAGAGCCUGGUGCACAAAGAAUGUUCACUCAGCAUCAUUGCUCAACUUGGGAGGGGGUCAACCAAAUGAACAAUCUAGCAAGAAUUACAAAUAAAAGCAAACCCUCUGCA